Molecule: messenger RNA, 11211 nt
Organism: Phaeoacremonium minimum UCRPA7
Lineage: Eukaryota; Fungi; Ascomycota; Sordariomycetes; Togniniales; Togniniaceae
Product: putative e3 ubiquitin-protein ligase ptr1 + rna transporter 1 protein
Exons: 9
Coding region: 1-11211 (3736 amino acids)
Biological process (GO): proteasome-mediated ubiquitin-dependent protein catabolic process; protein polyubiquitination; positive regulation of protein catabolic process
Molecular function (GO): ubiquitin-protein transferase activity
Source: RefSeq, a predicted model, not a curated record
AUGGGAAAGAUAACUAAGACCAUGCAACCAAAGCAUAAGGAGACUUUGUCGCCUUGGCUGAAGGAAUAUGUACAGUCGCUUUCUUCCGUCCCGCUGCCUCUCCUCCCGAAGAACCUCGACACCUUUCCCACAAGAUGGCCGUUCCCGCGUGGCGAUCUAUAUCACUGGGUACCUUUACUAAACCGUUUCGACAACAUCUUGGAGUCAUUCGUCGCAACGUACAACUUGAGCGAUGGACCGCAACUCAAAAAUUUCGGGUGUGAACUAUUGCUCAAGCGUAGCUCGACUGUUGAGUUUCACGAUGAUCAACCCUGGAACAUGGAGCGCCUGGCGGAGCUCGGCUACGGACAGGAUGGCGACAGCCAACUCAUUAUUGCCAUUUUGAAAUUCAGCCGGAUGCUCUUGGAACAUUGUGGCAACCGAAGUAUCUACGGCAGCAGCUCGCAUCUCAACGAUCUACUCCACAGCACAUCCCUCACAGUGGUUCAUGCCACGCUCGAGGUUGGUGUCGAGUUGGCUCAGCGCUAUCAAGCGUCAGUCAAGCGUAUGACCGUCCCGUCCCGCCAGGUCAGCAGCGCUUUGCUUGCCAACCAUUACAACAUCGACCUGAAUCGAGUACAACACCUGGCGCAGCCUUUUAUGAAGACCCCUAUCAUCAGCUUUUCGGAUCCUGCACCGCAAACGACGCCGACUGCUUCUGCUAGCAAGGGAAAGGAGAAGUCUCAUCAAACCAUGGCUAAGAAUGCGGCAUCCAUGUAUGCUAACGAUUUGGCUAUUGCCUUGGCGCUAUUGGAAGCAAUUUCCAACUUCCAAUCCAAAUAUUCCGACAUACUCUCCGCACUAAAUGCAAAUGUCAAUCAUGGUGUCCUUUUGUACGUAAUUCGCAAGGCGGUCUCAGAGAUGAAGGAGGAUUCCGGUGAUAUUGACGAUCGAAUCACCGAGUCCGAUGACUGGAGAAAUAACCUUUUCUCGCUUACCCUACAUAUGGCAAUAGGUUCUCGGGUUGGCAAUGAAAUGAUAUCGGCAGGGCUGAUGGAUGUUUUGGUCGAUAUUCUCAACAUGCGCUCCAAGUUGGCUGACAGGAAUCAUUCCAUGGUCCUUGCCUUCCUGGAUGGUCUAAUCUACCAUUACCAGGGGGCCUUCCAGUCCUUUAUCAACGCAAAUGGGUUGGACAGCAUCGCCGAAUUGAUUGUUGACGCUACAUCAGCCGCCACAAGCUUGAUGGAAGCUGGCCAAGGCACCAAACAAGAACUGCAUUCGAGCGUGGUCGACUAUGACAUUCCCUUCUACCAACAGCAAACUCUGAAGUGGCUGCUGAAAUUUAUCCAUCAUAUUAUGACGAACUCUUACUCGUAUGGUGGCAAUACCGAUCGUUUAUUGAGGAACCUUGUCGAUAACUCGCACCUGCUUGGCAGCCUUCGUACCAUCAUGGAGCACAUGAAUAAAUUCGGAUCUGUUGUGUGGACAAACUCCGUCACAAUAUUGAGUGACUUCAUCAACAAUGAUCCCACAAGUUUUGCUGCAAUAAUGGAGUCUGGCAUGAUUAAGAGCUUCCUGGAAGCUGUCACAGGCCGUCCCGUUCGGGUUGAGCAGCCCAAUGAGCGCAAAUCUACUGAGCCGAGAAACGAUGAAGAUGGGGAGUCCUCGGACGAGUCAGACGAAUCCGUGGUGCUGGACUCUGAUGACCGCCCUCAUCCGCCCACAUCCGCUAUCCUCGAGGCUCCUCGCGAUGGUCCCCUGGCACAAGGCAUUCUCCCUUCUGCUGAAGCCAUCAGUAUCAUUCCCACCGUUCUAAACUCCAUCUGUCUGAACAACGUUGGAAUGAAGAUGGUAGUUUCCUCGCGGGCUUUUGAAAGCUUUUUGGAGAUUUUCGAGAGUCCAGAACACCUCAAGUCCAGUCAAUCUGAUCCUGACCUUGCCGGAAAUGUUGGUAGUAGUUUCGAUGAGCUCGCUCGACAUCAUCCGUCCUUACGACCAGCCAUAGGUAACGCAGUCCUAGACAUGGUUGCCAAAGUGAAUCAUCUAGGCAAAAAGAAGGCUGUCACAUCCGGAUGGGGAACCAAGCUGCUUGUCACAGGUCCAGAUGGCAAUGUUGUACAGGCCGAUAAGCUCAUGGUCGCAAGCAGCGCUGGCGAGGCCCCAUCGAUAAAAGGCAAAGAAAAGGCUACGACGAGCGAAGACAUUGAAAUGACAGAUGCUACCCAAGUUGCCUUAGACCUUUCGGCAUCGCAAGUCAUUCCAGAAGAACAAGUUUCGACCGCCUCAACUUACAAUGAGAUCACACCGUACAUCCUGGCUGUCGCUACUUUUCUCUCCUCGUAUAUCGGAAAUUCGAGCCUGAAGGCCGCCUUUGUCCGAGACGGUGGCAUUGAGCUGCUCCUGGAUCUGACUGAAUUGCCUAGUCUCUCAUACGAGUUUGGGGAGACCGCUGCGUCUCGCACUUUGCAGCAUGUGAUAUCCCAACUUAUCGAGCACUCUCCUAUCAUCGGAUUGCCAUCUCUCAUGAACCGAACCCAGGCGGCAAUUGAUGCACUGGCCCCCUUGGUUUCGAACCAAAACUCACACCCAUACUUUGCGCCUUUUCUGUCCUCCGACUUCUCCCUUGCAACGGCUGAUGGGAAUUGGGACGCUGACGCGGUGGGUAAGGUUGCGGAUGGAACUGGUGUCGUAAAGGCUUUACUGAACACUCAGUCUUUGAUAAAGACGCUCUACCAAUGCUUCCCUUUCUCCAAUCGACAGUCGACUGUAACACUGCACCCAGUCAACGUAUUCGAUUAUUAUAUCAGGGUGAUCAAAUCUCUAGGGCCACUGCUGCAGGCUGUGUUGUCCGAGGAGAUGUCAAUUGUUGGGCUCGUUCCUCAACAUUGGUCGUCUCGGAAGCUAUCAACCUCGCAAGAUCCGCCUGGUGCACCCACAACUACUACGACCAGUAGUCUACCGGCCGAUGGGGAUGUUGAGGACUCGACUAUUCCUGAUGUUAUUGUUGCCAGCCCCGGCUCCAAGCCUAAUGAAGAAACAGUUUCCAAUAAACUCAAGCGUCCGACGCAACAGGAACAGUCAUCCCCGCAGUACCGGAAUUACCAAGUACUGCGUGUUCUACUCCAUUCUCUCAUGCCGACUACUUUUCCCUUCUUCCAGACUCUGGGCAAAACUCUUCUUCCACGUCGGGAACGUGAUGCCUACUGUCGAGCAAAGCACAUGCAGAUUGCUGAUGCACUCGCAGCGACUGUUCUGGAUCAGAUAAAACCAUCCAAGGAUGAAAUCACGACCAAGGACUUCCACUAUUGGAUAGUUCUGCUUCACUCAGUCCAUGAGAUGCUCAUUGAUCCCUCAAGGCCGCAGGAUGGGGCUCUGUGUCAAGCCAUUAUCCCCGUUUUGAUUGCCUUCAAGGAACACGGUGGUUUUGAUACAUUAAAUACUAUGCUACGCGUCUUUGCAGAAGAAAUUACGAAAGAGCGAGCAGAAAAUGAAGAUGCUUCAAAAGCCAGGCUUGCUUCGAUAGGGAUGAAGAAAAUUCUCGACCUCUACGCCCCAAUCGUACACGGCAAGACAAUUAAUGUUUGCUUGACCAACGUCAGUAUGCUUCCUCGAGGAAUGGAGAGACGACCAGAAUUCGCCCAUGUCCCAACACAACUCAUCGUUGAAUUACGCAUGGCGGUUCUACCUGUCAUCAGAAGCCUUUGGGAGUCUAAAUUGGUCGAGAAGGCGUCCACUCAAAUCCUUACCAAAGUUGUAGACAUCCUGAAGACAAUUGCCAACGCGGACUUGGAAACUAACGCCUGGCGGAGGGGUGACAAGAAUCCGCCGCCACCCAUCUUCAAGAGAGAACCCGUUUCUUUCGCUUGGGCAGGAUACUCAAAUCCCCUUCAACGAGUUGCUGACGAAUAUGACGAUCAAGACCUGGUCCGAGAAGCGCUUUACCGCGCCAAUGGCGUGAGCGAAACAGCUGCUGAGUAUUGUCGAGUUCACCGGGCGGGUAUUGCUGGAGCUCGUUGUCCUAUUCCUGUGGAGGAUGCAUUCCAGCUCCCUCCUACGCCAGAACAGAGCGACACAAAGAAUCAAGCAGCAAGUCUUCCAGUGGCGGACCUGCUGGGGUCUGAAGCUAUGCUACUAGAUUCGAACCCUGAGUUAGACCGCCUACUCGGGGAAGCUGUAUUGGGUGAACUCAAUGAACGAUCGUCUCAGGAUUCUAUUGACAGCGAGGAAGAGGAGACUACUGAGUCAGCCCCCCCAGCCGCCCAUGAGAGCUCAGUCAUUCCACAAGAUAUUUCGCAAGAGGCUUCUUCUUCAGCUCAGGUUCAAUCUACGCAGGGUCAACCGGCCGUGACUAAGCAAGACCUUGAUAUCGAGCGAGGGAAGCUGCGUGAAGACCUAAUAGAUCGCUGUCUUGAGGUCAUUAGAGCGCACCCAGAUGCUGUCUUCGAGGUAUCAGAGCUGAUCAAUUCCUCUGUUCUCCGUCAUGAAGAGGAGGACAGCCGCCAGGAGGUUGGGGAAACCCUUGCCAACGCCUUGAUGUCCUUUGCCAUUGAUGAGGAUGUGAAGAAGUCCAGCGGACGCAGCAUUGCAGCUUAUGCGCACCUCUUGUCUCUCCUGUUACAGGAUUCUAAGCCUUUCUUCAAAUCUUGUCUAGAGACUUUGCGAGACAACGUAAGCGACUAUGUCAGCUUCUUGAAGAUAACGCCGGGCAAUGCCACCGAAGAACUGCCACCUUGGAUUCCAUACAUCUUGCUUAUCUUUGAGAUUCUGCUGGCGGAAGACGAGCAACCCGUCGAGGCCAAAUGGACGCCCCCAGCAAAUGAGAAUGCCACUAUUGAAGAACCAGUUCUACAAGUCAAGAAUCCUCUUGUGAAAGAAGAAGAUCGAGGCAUCUUGCUUGAAGCUGUACUCGACAUUCUGCCUCGUGUGGGCAAAGACGAAUCCCUGGCCAUUGCUGUCCUUCGUGUACUGAUUAUGUUAACACGGAACCGCAAGGUCGCCAGGACGGUCGGUGACAAGAAGAAUCUUCAGCGUCUCUUGCUCAUGGCAAAACAACUUGCCGGCUCAGGUUCCGGGCGUCUUAAGGAGACGAAGAUUGCGGGAGGCAUUAUGACGAUCCUCAGACACGUGGUUGAAGAUGACGAUACGAUCCGGCAAAUUAUUCGCUACGAGAUUCGCGGUUUCUUUGAUAGCCCUCAGAGAAAUGCGCGUUCUACAGAUCUCCACCACUACCUCCGGCAUCUUUCCCACGUCGUAUUGCGUUCACCCGAGCUCUUUGUCGAGGUCACCCACGAGAUGGUCCAAUUCUCACGCUGGAUCAACCCAUCGAGCGACGGGACAAGUUCGCGUGGGCUAACCCUGAUGUUGAAGGAGCAACUUCCAGAUGCGUCUUCCAUAUCGCUACCCACGGAUGAGUCUGUUGAACCUGCAGUCCAAGCUACGGAGGAUCUCACAAUACAUGACGUUAAGCCGUCCACUGAGAUCAACGACAAAGACAUUCUUGAAGGGGCUAAGACUGCACUAAGUGAAGCGAAGCGACCUACGGUAGAGAAUCCAGACGGUGUGAUCCAUUUCCUUCUCUGCGAGCUGCUCAAUUAUCGAGAUGUUGAUGACAGAGAUUCGUCUCAAACAACAAAAGAUACAAAGACCGGCGGCGAGCCCUCCGUCAAUCCAGGGAACGGCGAGCCAUCGACAGAGGAUGAACAAUCUGCCGAUGGCAAAGACAAGAAGGCAUCCAAGCCUCCAUUCAAAGCUGAAGACCACCCGAUAUUCGUAUAUCGCUGCUUCUUGUUGCAUUGCCUUGCAGAAUUGCUGCAAAGCUACAACCGUACCAAGAUGGAGUUCAUCAACUUCAAGCGUAGUGCGCCCAUGCUCACCAAUACUCCCGUCAAGCCUCGCUCAAGUGUGCUCAACUAUCUUCUCAACGACUUGCUCUGUAUGAGCAGUCUGACCAUGCCCAUGGACAGCAUUGCCUCCAAGAAGAAAGCAGCAACUUCAGAACAAGCACGGCUUGUUCUCGUGGCAUUAGUUACCAAGACGCCAGAAAAACCAAUAGACCGCAAUCGGGAGCGCUUCGCCUACGAUGAUGAGCCUGAUCUUCUCUUCGUCCGCAAAUUCGUAUUGGAUACUAUCAUCAAGGCCUAUAGGGAGGCUUCAACUCCCAACGAUCCCUUCGAUGUUAGGUACGCCAAGAUGUUGUCCCUUGCCGAGCUUAUGAGCGGCAUGAUUGGUGAGAAGGACAGGGAGUCUGCCAAUCCACGAAUUCCUGAAUCUGGCAAUAGCCGCUCCCAGUUACAGCUCAAGCGUCUCAUGUAUGAGAAAGGCUACCUUUCCGCGUUGACAGCAUCCAUUGCAGAUAUCGAUCUUACCUUCCCCGGCGUGAAGCGAACCAUCAAGUACAUCCUUCGUGUUCUCCGAGUCUUAACCCAGACAGGUAUUCAGCUCAGCCACUCCAACAUUCUCCCUCCUGGUCCCUUUGACAGCGUUGAUGAGGAAAUUGCUUCUGCGUCUUCACUCUCUGAUAUGGAAGAUGAUCGAGAGGACACACCCGAUCUUUACCGUAACUCGACCUUGGGCAUGCUUGAGCCUGGGAGAGAAGAUGAAGAUUUCUCAGAAGAUUCAGAAGACGAUGAGGAAAUGUACGAUGAUGGCUACGAUGAUGAACUGGACUACGGCGAAGAAAUGUCUGAAGACGGCGAGGAGAAUAUUAGCGACGAUGAUGAUGAAGAGCUCGGGGAAAUGGGCGAAAUUGAAGGCCUUCCAGGCGAUCCUGGUGUUGUCGAAGUCAUCAUGGGCGAAGACGAAGACAUGGAUGAAGAUGAUGAAGACGACGAAAGCAGUGAUGAUGAGGAUGAUGAAGGUUCGGAAGACAUGGAUGACGAUGAGGACCGUAUCGAAAUCGUCGAUGAUGAAGGCAAUCCUCUUGACGAUGACGGCGCGUCUGGUUGGGAGAGCGAGACCGAUGAUGAAGACGAUGAUGAGGACGACGAAGAUGACGAGUUUGACUAUGAGGUCGCAGCUCAAGGCCUUGACGAGGCCGCGAUCCAUGGUCUGGAGCGGGAUGACAUUGGCCGCUUGAAUCUCGUCCGCGCCGCUCUCGAUGAAGACUAUGACGGCGAGGAAAUGCCCAACUUUCAGGACCCUUACAUCGAUGAUGGUGGUGAAGAAGAUGAUGAGGAAGAUGAAGAAGAUGUCGAGGCUGAUGAUGAGGAGUAUAUCUAUGACCAGGACUAUCCUCGUGAUGAUAUCCCUCCUCCAAGCAUGCCAGCUGGACUUGGGUGGGACACAUUGGUUGUAGAACCCGGAUUCCCUCAUCGUCAUCGACAUGGAGGGAUGCGCAGCCCAUUCCCUGUUGCACCUUUCAUGCUCGGCGGACCUCGGGACCCAUUAGGUGGCCAUGGCCGUGAUCCGCGAUCUGAGAGCCGACGCGAUGCCUACCAGGAGCCUCAGCAUGCGGUCUCAUUCAAUGCAGAACAAACUGUGGAUCGAUGGCACGAGGAAGCCAGAAUGAUCUUUGGCCUCAACCAUCAUGAGAAGGCUGGGAAAAUGUACAACGUCAUCCUUGCCAAGCUCACUCCUGCUGCUGUUGAGCAGGAGAAGAAGGCAAAGGCCCAUGAGGCAGAACGCCGAAGAAAAGAGGAAGAAGCACGCAAGAAGCGUGAUGAGGCAUUGCGCAAAGAACGAGAAACCCGAGAAGCAGCCGAGGCUCAGGAGCGAGAGCGGAAAGAAGCUGAAGAGCGCGAGAGACAGGAACGCGAAGCAGCUGAGGCCGCUGAGGCUGCCGCCCGCGCGGAGGAGCAAUCCCACGAGGCUGCCAUGGAAGUGUCCGCAAAUGCAGAUUCGCAGGCUAUGGAAGGCAUCGAGUCCGGCGACAAUAUCGAACAGGAACAUCCCGAUGAUUCUACUGCUCAACUCCCUCGCGUCGUGACUAUGAUCAGAGGUGAGGAAUUCGAUGUUACAGAGCUCGGUAUCGAUCCAGACUAUCUUGCAGCCCUCCCUGAGGAGUUCCGAGAAGAAGUCAUCGCCCAGACUCUUACUACUCGACGAUCGCAAGCCCGUGAGGCAGCAGCUGAGCCCACAGGGGAGAACACAGAAGUCUUCCAAGAGUUCUUGGAUGCUUUACCCGAGGAACUUCGACUUGAGAUUGUCCAACAGGAGCGCCAGGAGCGUCGGCGUCUCGAACGCGAGGCACAGCGGCAGGCCGCAGUCACCGGACAAGCCGCUGCCUCUCAAGAGAUGGAUACUGCAAGCAUUCUGCUUACCUUCCCUCCUGACCUUCGAGAACAAAUUCUCAUGGAGCAAGGCGAAGACCUAAUGGAUCAGCUGUCUCCUGAAAUGGCUGCCCAAGCGCGCGCUCUGGCCGAGCGCGUUCGUCCGCCUCCGAGUAUGGCACGAGCUCGAGAGGUCGGCCGCCAAGCAGCUGUGACCACAUCUGGAUUCGACAACGAUAGACAAAACAAACCGCAGCGCCGUACAGUUGUCCAGAUGCUUGACAAGGCUGGCGUUGCGACACUACUCCGCCUCAUGUUCGUGAGUCAACAAGGGUCCAUUCGCAAUUACCUCUUCAACGUCUUCAUCGAUGUCUGUGAGAACCGACAGAAUCGUCUUGAGGUAAUUAGUACUCUUCUCCAGAUUCUUCAAGACGGAAGCACAGAUAUGGACGCCGUCGAGCGAAGCUUCAGCCAACUAUCCCUUAAAGCUAGACAGCCUAAAGACAAAGAGCCCAAGACACCGAAUAGUCUGAAGCGGACAUACACGAAUAUCAGCUCGAGCAUGCAUAUUCACAGCAGCUCAGAAAUCUCACCUCUUCUCAUUGUCCAGCAGUGUCUCGACUUAUUAGUGGAGCUCUCUGCUAAGAAUCCUCACAUCCCAUCGCUGUUCUUGACCGAGCACGAAAUAGUUGGGUCAUCGCUUAAGCGCACCAUGAGUCGCAAGGGUAAGGGCAAAGACUCUAAAGCGAACAAGUAUGCCAUCAACUCUUUACUUGUCUUGCUCGACCGAGAUCUUGUAAUGGAGAGCUCUUCAGUAAUGCAGCACCUUGCCGACCUCCUGAACAAGGUCACAUUCCCGCUGCAGGCUCUUGAGCGACGACGUAAAGAAGCCGAGGAGGAAGCAAAGAAGGCUGCCAAAACAAGCCAAAGCGUGAGCACGACAGCGCCCGAUGCUGGCACGAGCACAGAGCAAGCAUCAGCCACUGGUCAUACAGUCCCAAUUGUCACACCCUCAGGAGAUCAGACUUCAAGUGCUCCUGCUCCAGUAGAAGCUGAGAGCUCGAACCAGGACACUAAGGAAGCUGAUCAGAAGAAGACGCGCCAACUACAGCCUCCUAGCAUUCCAGAACACAACCUCAAGCUUGUCAUCAAGAUUUUUGUUGCAAGGGAAUGCAGCUCGAAGACAUUUCAAAACACGAUCUCGACGAUCAAGAACCUCUCAAACAUUCCUGGCGCUAAGGCUAUAUUUGGCAAAGAGCUUGUCCAUCAAGCCCGUGUCCUCAGCCAGAACAUCGUCUCUGACCUUGACGAGCUCUUACCACACAUUCUUAAGGCGGAGUCCGGAACAGAAAUCCAGGGUAUUGCACUCGCCAAGUUCUCUCCUGGUGCCUCAGAGCAAAACAAACUUCUUCGUGUCCUGACCGCCCUAGACCAUCUUUUCGAGGCGAAAGGCAAGAAGACAGAUGAGGCCGACCAAGCAGAGUCAAGCAAAGAGAACGAGAAAGCCGAUCUGCUUGGGUCAUUGUACUACAAUGCGACCUUCGGCAAGAUGUGGGAGAAACUCAGUCAGUGCCUGAGUGCUAUUCGGCAGCGCGAGAACAUGCUCAAUGUCGCAACAAUCCUUCUUCCACUGAUCGAGUCACUCAUGGUAGUGUGCAAGAACACAACACUAAACGAUGCGCCGCAAUCUCAGAGCCAAGUGAGCAAAGACAUGCUGCUUUCUAGUCCGCCUCCGGAGAAUCGCAUCGCUGGUCUCUUCUUCACAUUCACAGAGGAUCAUCGCCGCAUUCUGAAUGAGCUUGUUCGACACAAUCCUAAGCUCAUGUCCGGGACGUUCUCUCUCCUAGUUAAGAACCCGAAGGUGCUGGAGUUUGACAAUAAGCGCAAUUACUUCAACCGCAGCGUGCAUUCCAAAUCUGGCAACCAAGUGCGACCAUCGUUCCCUCCAUUGCAGCUGUCGGUUCGUCGUGAACAUGUCUUCCAUGACUCCUUCAAGUCGCUUUACUUCAAGUCCGGCGAUGAGAUGAAGUUCGGCAAACUCAAUAUCCGCUUCCAUGGCGAGGAAGGUGUUGAUGCCGGUGGCGUGACGAGAGAAUGGUUCCAAGUCCUUUCGAGGCAGAUGUUCGACCCUAACUACGCUCUCUUUAUUCCAGUCUCAUCAGAUCGUACAACUUUCCACCCGAACAAGCUCAGCGGUAUCAACGAUGAGCAUCUGAUGUUCUUUAAGUUCAUCGGCCGCAUCAUUGGCAAAGCCCUCUACGAAGGACGUGUUCUGGACUGUUACUUCAGCCGCGCAGUCUACAAACGCAUCCUGGGCAAGCAAGUGUCUGUGAAAGACAUGGAGUCCUUCGAUCCAGAUUACUACAAAUCUCUUGUCUGGAUGCUGGAGAACGACAUUACCGAUAUCAUCACGGAAACCUUCUCUGUCGAAGAUGACGAGUUCGGUGUUACUAAGAUCGUUGACCUAUGUGAGAACGGUCGCAAUAUACCCGUCACAGAGGAGAACAAGCACGAGUAUGUCCGACUCGUUGUCGACCAUAAGCUUCUGUCAUCGGUGAAGGAUCAGAUGGAGAACUUCUUGAAGGGUUUCCAUGACAUCAUACCCUCCGAACUCAUUGCAAUUUUCAAUGAGCAGGAGCUCGAGCUGCUGAUCUCUGGUCUUCCCGACAUUGAUGUUGAUGACUGGAAGAGCAACGCUGAGUACCACAAUUAUACAGCAGCGUCUCAACAGAUCCAGUGGUUCUGGCGUGCGGUUCGCUCGUUUGACAAGGAAGAGCGUGCCAAAUUACUUCAGUUCGUCACUGGAACAAGCAAGGUACCUCUGAACGGCUUCAAAGAGUUGGAGGGAAUGAAUGGCGUGAACCGAUUCAAUAUCCAUCGUGAUUAUGGCAACAAGGACCGCUUGCCCAGCUCUCAUACUUGCUUUAAUCAACUUGAUCUUCCUGAGUACGAGAGUUACGAUAUUCUCCGUGCUCAGCUUAUGAAGGCCAUUACGGCCGGAAGUGAUUACUUCGGAUUCGCAUAA